ACCCUCCGAGAGGCUGCGCCGUCUGCCCGGGUCCACCUUAACCCGGGACGAGCUGCCCCGAGGCUGCCCCGUGCCCGGGAUGGGCUCCUACGGGAUCAGAGGGGCGUUUAUCUUGCCCCAGAUCAGCCAAUAUUUGUGGCCACGUCAGGAGAACGAUCCCUUCCUCCCUCUCAGCUCCUGCGGAGUUGGGUCCUGCAGCCUCGCUCUCCGCUUUCCCGGCCCCAGCGCUGCUGUCCCAGUUUGAGUCCAGUUUAUCAGCCAGCAGGAGGAACGCAAUUUGCUGAGAUCCCUCCCCGGGCCCCGAGCUGCCACCUCCUGGCACCGGAGAUGACAACCACGAUGUUUUUCCUGCUCCUGAGCCUUCCGAGAUUGGCGGCUCCCAAAGGACUGGGGUGUCCGGGCUGCGGGCUGGCGGCUCCUGUCCCCAGCACCCAGCGGGACAUCCUCAUCGCCCUGGCGAAGCAGAGCAUCCUCUCCGAGCUCCGCUUGCCGGACAGACCCAACAUCACCCAGCACACAUCCCGGGGGACCCUGCUGACCGCUCUCCGCAGGAUGCGUGCGCAGCACCGGGACGUGGCCCUGUCCCUGGCGGUGCCCCAGGACAGCAACAUCCGACACCCGCAUCCCGGGAUGGGUGUGCAGGAAUACGAGAUCUUGAGCUUUGCCGAGUCAGGGUCCUCCACCUCCCGCAGCAUUCGCCUACAUUUCCACUUCACCCAAGAGCUGGGUGGGAGCACUGAGAUCCUGCAAGCCACCCUCUACCUCUUCUGGGAAGCCCUUAGUCCCGGGACUCACCCUGUAACAGUCAGACUCUUGCAGCCAGAUCCAAUGGGACCGAACAUGACCGUGGCCAGUGAGAUGCAGCUGGUGAUCCAUCGGGCUGGCUGGGCCACGUUGGACGUGGGUCCAGCUCUCCAGAGCCUCUUUGACCAAGGGACACAAAGUCUCACUGUGGAGCUGGAAGUGCCGGAGGACUCGGGGUCUCCCCUCCUGGCUGGCCACAGUGAUUCCCACUGGCCAUUUGUAGCAGCCCAAGCCCAAGCCAGGACACCCCACGGGGUCCAGCGGCGCAGCACGGAUUGCGGAGGGGACUCCGGGAUGUGCUGUCGCCAGGAAUUCUUUGUGGACUUCAAGGAGAUCGGCUGGGAGGACUGGAUUAUCCAGCCAGAGGGGUAUCACAUGAACUACUGCUCAGGGAUCUGCCCCCUGCACAUGGCUGGAAUCCCUGGGCUGGCUGCUUCCUUCCACACAGCUGUCCUCAGCCUCAUCAAAGCCAACAACGCGGAUGCAGCCGGGGAUUCCUGUUGUGUCCCCACCCAGCGCCGUCCCCUCUCGCUGCUCUACUACGACCGGGACAGCAACAUUGUCAAGACUGACAUCCCUGACAUGAUUGUUGAUGCCUGUGGUUGUACCUGACCUCUGCUGUGCAGGGUUCCCCUCCUCCCAGCUCCUCUCUGGCAGUCUGAGACCUGGCGAGCUGCUGAGAGAUGAGAACUCUGCCAAGGUGGCUUCUCCUGAGGCUGAAGCAUCAAGGGUGAUGCUGAAGCUGCAGGUCCUCCCUCACCUCCCACACAGCUCCUUUCCCCCUGCCAAUGGGUUCCUCUCUGCCUGUGAGCCUCUAAGACCAACUCCAGGUAGCUCAGGGCAGCCUUGGCACAUCCUCUUGCUGGUCCCAGACUGGGGCUGUGGUGCAGCCCUUGGUGCUACAACACCAACUUGUCACCAGGUAACAGGUCUCAGCAGUGGCCACCUCAGGCUGCUUGACAGAGGUAGAAGCUGAAAAGAUCCUGAGGGAUGGCUGGACCCAGAGGUCCAUCCACAGGGCCUCACUCCUCAGCUGGACAUGAGGUUGAAGGGAUGAGGAAGGGGAAAUUGAUCCCAAUGGGUCAAUAGCAUCUCCCUCUCCAAGCAUCCCUGUUGUUCAAUAAAAGAUUCCCAGCCAUUGUGUGUCCACGUGUG
Molecule: messenger RNA, 1959 nt
Organism: Calypte anna (Anna's hummingbird)
Lineage: Eukaryota; Metazoa; Chordata; Aves; Apodiformes; Trochilidae
Product: inhibin beta C chain-like
Exons: 2
Biological process (GO): SMAD protein signal transduction; BMP signaling pathway
Cellular component (GO): extracellular region
Molecular function (GO): cytokine activity; growth factor activity; hormone activity
Source: RefSeq, a predicted model, not a curated record